CAACCACAGCAAAUUCGUGCAAGUGAAGGCUUGUGUUUGCACCAACCACAGCAAAUUCGUGCAAGUGAAGGCUUGUGUUUGCACCAAUCAGUAUUGUCCCUUUUUUACUACCAGUCAUAAGGCACCUCUGCUCCAGAAUGGGAAGUUCCACCACGCUACCUUGGAGGGGGUGGUACGGGACCAUGACAGGGAACUAAAUGUCGUCUAGAGUCCAUCAAAGCUUCUGAUAGCAAAAAAAAAUCCAGUAGCCGGCUGUUUGAAACAGUCUUGAUUGAGGCCACACUUUAAAAAGCUGGAACAUUUAGCUGUCAUCACUGGGUGGUUUUCUCAAAGUGUUCAAAAUGGCCAGUGUUGGGCAAAGACUGAUCUGACUGGCUUGCUGAUAGCCCUGCUUAAGGCAGCCUAGGCAGAAAGGAAUUGUCCGCAGCUGUCAGUAGAGAAUCAAAUUGCCCCACCUGCUGGUGAACAUCAGAGGAGCCCUUACAAUAAACACUUAUAUGACUCAUUAACGUUCAUAGUGGUUUUAGCAAUGCUUCAACCUGGGCCAGUGGCCCAGAGCAAGGAGAGUCCUCAUCUUACCGUGAUUCCUUUUCUUUGUCAGUGAGUUUGAGUCACCCAGACUAGCCUCAGACCCUCAAUUCUCCCACCUCAGCCUUCAAGUGCUGGGAUUAAAGGCAGUAGGCACGGUGCCCUACUUAACUACUCCUAUAAACAUAAGCAAACAGAGAAUAAAGCAAGACAGCCGAAGAAAUCCAGGUAGCACGGUCACACCAAGAUAGAAGCAUCCCAAUUUCCCAUCACGACUGUCUCCCUACUUCAAAACUCUGGUUGAUUUUGCAUAGCUAUUUCCUCUGGAUUGACACAUCCCCCCUCAUGAGAUCAGAGAAGACUUUCAGAAAGAAGUUGCAAGACACAGAGCCCUUCUCCCAGACUGUGUCAGGGUAAACAGUCCCUGGUGACGGGAGUCUCGGGUGGAUCCGCGUACAAGUUAUGUAGAGAGCUCUGAUGAUGGAGGAAGACGACUUUUUGAUGAGAAGCUGCUCUGGUCUCCCUGUUCCUGAGCUGCUGGAUACCCUGGGACUGACUGGCCAUUUUUGCCACUAGAGAGGAUGCUGUUUCGAAGGCGACCAAGGUACCAGAUGGCUCCCACCCUCCAGCGCCUACUCCUCCGGCCCGUCGCUGCGGUCCUCCACUCCCACUGGGUCUUAGCGCUCCCGUUUUCUCUCCUGCAUCCUCACGCCGAUGACUGGUCCUCCUCCGGCGCCUCGCUGAGCCCAAGAGUUCCAUGGCCUCUGCUUCCCGCCGGCAACGCCGAGAGCGCCGCUUCCGGCGGUACUUGUCGGCAGGGCGGCUGGUGCGGGCCCAGGCUCUCCUCCAGCGACACCCAGGCCUCGAUGUGGAUGCCGGGCAGCCCCCUCCUCUGCACAGGGCCUGCGCCCGCCACGAUGCCCCAGCCCUGUGCCUGCUGCUGCGUCUCGGGGCUGAUCCUGCCCACCAGGACCGCCACGGCGACACGGCGCUGCACGCUGCGGCCCGUCAGGGCCCCGAUGCUUACACGGACUUCUUCCUGCCUCUGCUGAGUCGCUGCCCCUCCGCCAUGGGGAUAAAGAAUAAGGAUGGGGAGACUCCUGGGCAGAUUCUGGGCUGGGGCCCCCCCUGGGAUUCUGCCGAAGAAGAAGAGGACGAGGAGGUUUCCAAGGAGCGGGAAUGGCGGCAGAAGCUGCAGGGCGAGCUGGAAGAUGAGUGGCAAGAGGCCAUCGGGAGGUUUGAAGAUGAUGCUUCUCACGAGGUGCGGGAUCCUGAGUCCUUCUCAGCCUGGUCAGAUCGCCUGGCUCGAGAGCAUGCCCAGAAACAGCGGCGGCAGCUAGAGGCAGCGAGAUCCUGCAGACCCCAAAGGGCUGAGGGCUCCAGCCACAGCUGGCGUCAGCAAGAGGAGGAACAGCGGCUUUUCCGAGAGCGAGCCCGGGCCAAGGAGGAAGAACUGCGCGAGAGCCGAGCCAGGCGGGCUCAAGAAGCUCAAGGGGGCAGAGAGACAGAGCCUCUCCGGCCUGGGUCCAGGGCAGAGCACCCACGAGGGGCAGGGAGGGGCAGCCUCUGGCGCUUUGGUGAUGUGCCCUGGCCCUGUCCUGGCGGAGGGGACCCAGAGGCCAUGGCUGCAGCGUUGGUGGCCAGGGGCCCCCCUCUGGAGGAACAAGGGGCUCUGAGGAGGUACUUGAGAGCCCAGCAGGUGCGGUGGCACCCUGACCGCUUCCUGCAGCGAUUCCGAAGCCAGAUUGAGACCUGCGAGCUGGGCCGCGUGAUGGGAGCGGUGACAGCCCUUUCUCAGGCCCUGAACCGCCACGCAGAAGCCCUCAAGUGACCCAGGGGAAUGGGCAAGAACCUGUGCGGGUGUAGCCUCAAGGAUGGGCAGGAAGAGGAGUAAAGGUCAUGGAUGGGGAUGGACGGAGGCAGGCCCUGCUCAGAGAGGAUAUGGGGCAGCUCACGUAAUGGGUGCGGGGGUGGGGCGGGGGAGGCUCUACCACUGCUCUUGAUUGCCGCUUCCUAAUAAGACCUGGUUCCCCGUCUCACUCCAGAGUCUGCUCUGCUUUUUCCAUUGCUAUGGUUUUCAUCACCAUGACAUCUCCUCUCCCGCCCAGCUGUCGAAACC
This is a messenger RNA of Arvicola amphibius (Eurasian water vole), 2647 nucleotides long. It is a transcript of the gene Nfkbil1, whose product is annotated as NFKB inhibitor like 1. Gene Ontology annotation, cellular component: nucleus. The record is from RefSeq and is a predicted model, not a curated record. The transcript has 5 exons. Gene Ontology annotation, molecular function: protein binding. Gene Ontology annotation, biological process: canonical NF-kappaB signal transduction; negative regulation of toll-like receptor signaling pathway. NCBI's taxonomy places the organism in Eukaryota, Metazoa, Chordata, Mammalia, Rodentia, Cricetidae. The coding region runs from base 1286 to 2359 and encodes 357 amino acids.